Umbelopsis ramanniana AG is the source of this 1343-nucleotide messenger RNA. RefSeq lists its product as uncharacterized. Gene Ontology annotation, molecular function: inorganic diphosphate phosphatase activity; magnesium ion binding. Gene Ontology annotation, biological process: phosphate-containing compound metabolic process. Gene Ontology annotation, cellular component: nucleus; cytoplasm. Bases 17 to 952 code for a protein of 311 amino acids. The transcript is spliced from 7 exons. The record is from RefSeq and is a predicted model, not a curated record. Lineage: Eukaryota; Fungi; Mucoromycota; Umbelopsidomycetes; Umbelopsidales; Umbelopsidaceae.
AUAAACUAAAGCCGCAAUGCUUCCGAUCAUGGCACCUUCUCGUUUUCCCCUUCAACACAUUGCAAGAAUGUCCACCUACGCUACUCGCGUACGUGGUUCUAAAAAUACCCCUUCCCAUCGCAUGUUUAUAGAAAAAGACGGCAAGGCGAUUUCACCCUUCCAUGAUAUCCCACUUUUUGCCGAUGCCGACAAGAAAAUAUUUAAUAUGGUGGUUGAGAUCCCUCGUUGGACAAAUGCCAAAAUAGAGAUGGCCACAAACGAAUACCUUAAUCCACUCAAACAAGAUACGAAAAAGGGGAAGCUCCGUUUUGUUCGUAACUGCUUCCCGCACAAGGGGUACAUAUGGAACUAUGGAGCCUUGCCUCAAACGUGGGAAGAUCCAAAUCACGUCCAUCCUGAUACGCAAGCCAAAGGCGACAACGAUCCGAUUGAUGUGUGUGAGAUUGGCGAGGCUGUUGGGUAUACCGGUCAGGUCAAGCAAAUUAAAGUGCUAGGCGCCAUGGCUCUCUUAGAUGAAGGAGAGACGGAUUGGAAGAUCAUUGCUGUUGACAUCAAUGAUCCAUUGGCCGAUAAAUUGAGUGAUAUUGGAGAUGUCCAAAAGCAUUUGCCAGGUUUAUUGGAAGCAACACACCAAUGGUUCCGUAUUUACAAGAUUCCUGACGGUAAGCCAGAAAACCAGUUUGCGUUUGGUGGCAAGGCACAAGGCAGGGACUAUGCCACUCAAGUCAUUAUGGAGACGCAUGACGCUUGGAAGAAGCUCAUCAUGAGCAAUGAGAAGCGACACACAGACACAAUGGCCAUUGCCAAUUUGACCAUCGACCAGUCUCCGCAUCGCAUCUCCGUGGAAGACUCGUCGUACAAGGCAGAGAUCGCAAAGCUUGAAGCCGCGGAAAAGAGAAGACGGAAAGACAGCGAUAACGAUAAAUGGUUUUUUAUUCGACCAAGGAUGUGAGGAACGUAAUUUAAUAUCGCAAUAUAGCCGUACAAAGAUAUACGAGAGGAGGCAUUGAAUAGAAAUCAAUGGGCGAUAACAAUAAAACAUAAUGAGCCCUAUCCAAGUCAUACCUGGCCUGUUCAGGUCAAAAUAAAAUAGCUGAACCCCCCACUCAGCCAAAGUAGCAAGCCAGACCACCUAAUAUUUUGAGCCCUCUGUUGUAGCCAGCCAGCCAGCCAGCCCUCUUGAUUCUAAGCACCUACAUUUCCUUUCCUUCAUCCCUUUUUUCUCCAUUCUUUUAAUUUCGAUUCACACUUCCUAAACCUUUGACUUUGAUGAGUCUAUCCUCCGUCUUCACGCUAGCCUUGGUUUUAAAAAAGGUACAAUUCCCGCCACAUUUUGCAUAUAA